UAGUUAAACUUAUCAUAUAUCUACUUAUAGCAGUCAUAUUAAUAGAAGAUAAGAUAUUCUCUAGAUUAAACAAAAUAAACAUGUUAUUUGUAAGAUAUAUUGCAAAUUCAUUAUUACGUGCCUGAACACCAGCAUUUUUUAUCAUUUGUUUUUUUGCCGAUAGGAAAAACAUCGCAUAUACAUAUAUAUUGUGAGGCAUUUUUUUAAAAUCAAUUGAUUCCAUCCGGUCCCAGGGUACCAGUAUAGAACAUUGUUAAAAAGAAAUAACUAAAAUGGCUCCCCACUACAAACUAACAUAUUUCGACCUUACCGGACUGGGCGAACCGAUUAGGUACCUACUAAACUAUGGAAACAUUCCGUUUGAAGACGUUCGUAUCCCAAAAUCCUCUUGGCCAGAUCUAAAAGACACGUUAAACCCCCCUUUGGGACAACUACCACUGCUGGAAGUGGAUGGUGAAGUGCUGUUUCAAAGUAUCGCCAUCUCAAGGUAUGUUGGUACCGUUGUUGGACUAGCUGGAUCGAACCCUUUAGAAAAUUGGCAAAUUGAUGCGGCUGUUGAUACUGUUUUUGACUUAAGAAUAAAAAUUUUCAACUGGUAUACUGAACAAAACGAAGAGCUAAAGAAGGAACUCAAAGAAACAUUGGUGAGGGAACAAUUGCCCUACUACUUAUCAAAGUUUGACGAAUGGGCUAAAAAGUACAAUGGCUAUCUUGCUGUUGGAAAGCUGACCUGGGUAGAUCUUUACUUUAUAGCAAUCAUUGACUUCUUGGACGAAUUUCUACCAGGAUUUAUUGGCAAACCAUCCUUGCUGACUGGAUAUUCCAAUUUGGAGGCACUUAAGAACACUGUUACCGGUCUUCCCCAAAUUAAAAAAUGGUUGGAAACAAGGCCUAAGUCUGAAUAUUUAAAAUUGUAGGCUUUUAUAUAUUUUUUUAUGAAUAAAUUUAUUACUUAUA
Messenger RNA from Anthonomus grandis grandis, 957 nucleotides. RefSeq names its product glutathione S-transferase-like. The record is from RefSeq and is a predicted model, not a curated record. NCBI's taxonomy places the organism in Eukaryota, Metazoa, Arthropoda, Insecta, Coleoptera, Curculionidae. Gene Ontology annotation, biological process: glutathione metabolic process. Bases 273 to 917 code for a protein of 214 amino acids. The transcript has 5 exons. Gene Ontology annotation, molecular function: glutathione transferase activity.